GUAGACGUCUCUACUAAGUGACGUCAUUUUGGAAUCCGUUCUUUCAAAUGUCUUCCUUUUGUGUCGCUCCUCUGUCAACUGAAGAUCUUGGUUCCUCGAUGGAAUUUCUGUCGCCUCAGCGUGGGUUUGGUUCGCGGUGGUGAGCAACAUGUUUAUUUCGUAUUUCAUAACCUGAGACAAUUUGUUCGAGCCAACCGUUCAGCUGUGCAACUGUGCGUUUUUGCCCGUUAAGCAGAUGGGUGGAUGGCGUCAGCUGGAAUCACACCUGAGCCCAGAACUCAUUCAGCACUAGGGCCAAAUUAACUAAAGUCCAGGCUUGUCCGCUCAGACUGCCGAAUACAAGACAACAGUGCCAUAAGGAGACCAAUCAACCCCGGAGAGUAGCUAAUCAUGCUAAAGAACCAUUAAUCCCACCCAAAAAGCAGAUCAUGAGUGGCGCUUCUGGCAGCAUGGUCUUCAGGCACACCGCUAAACUGUGCAUGCACAGGAAAGAAAAGCACAGUUUAAAAUCAUAUAGGGAGACGUCAGCGAGCGAGACGCAGCCGGCAGGGGGCAAGCGCAGGCGGAAAAAUGCGUAUCCGUGCAGAAUAUGCGGCAAGCUCUUUCUCCACCAUCUCUCUCUGAACGCACACUACACCGCCACUUCGUGUCUCAAUGCAAUCAAAAAAGCUCACGCCACAGGAAACGACACCAACGUACCAGAGCGCAGACCAAACAAAGUCAAAUCCAGCCUGGCGCAGGGCAAGACUUUACGGACCGGUCCUGGGAGGCCCAGGCGAGAGGAGGUAAAGGAGGACCUAGUAGAAGCUGAAGGAGAGUUCCCAUGCCCCUCCUGCACUGAGGUUUUUCCCCUGCAGUCGCAGCUGAGGGACCACGUGGAGCUCCACAACGCAUCCAUGGUGAGGAGAGAGUGCAGCGUGUGCACUGAGGAAAUGGACACCUUUGAGCGGCCAGCGUCGAGGAGGCAACGCUUCUACCACUGUGUGCCCUGUCAGGAGGGCUUCUCUGUACUGGACUCCUUCCUAGAACACUGUCAGGAGCACCUGCAAGUCAGGGAUGAAGAGGAGGAUUGUGUUACAGAGCGUUCCAAACAACAGGCCAGCAAAGCCUAAGGGCCUCGACUGAAUGUCUUCGGGCUUUUGAUUGUGAGCCAUCAGUCAGUGGAAAGCGCUUAGAAGCGGCUAAUGUUUGACAGCUGAAAAUGCAAUCGCUCUAACGUGCUCCCGAUUUCACGCACAAUGUUGAGGUUUUCCAUUCAACUUGAAAUCUUUUGUUUUAACGCAAGCAGACAAUGCAACAAAAUAACCGCAAAAUAUCCAAGCUUGCCGACUGGAUGAAAUUUUUUUUUUUUUUGGUCUAUGUUAGCAUUAAAUGAGGGCACGGUGGCCCUUUUAUUUCGCAAGAUAAAAUAUUUGCAAGGUCUCUGGAUAAUGUUUGUCGUAAUAAAGUGGACGUGGGAUGCUUGACAUCAUGGAAGUACGCUCUUAUGAUUAAAAAAAAAAAAAAAGCGAAAAGUUUUCUGCUAGUAAAGAAAAAAAAAUGCUGGUCCUUGUGUCAAUAUGAACAUGGAUUUCUUAAAGGGAAAUUCCGGUGGUUUGGAUUAACAAAUGUGUCGAACAGUACAUUUUGCAUGAACUGGGAACGUAGGUCACGUGACUCGCCAAAAAGGCAGCGCCCCAGAAAAUUUGUAAUUGUCGAUUUGAAAAAAAUAAAUCUUCUCAAAACACCAUUAAAUGAGAGAUGAUUUAACAUCACAUUUUCAAGAUAGAGUACAUAUAACGUGACCUAUUGGCUACAAUGUUAAUCCUUACCACCGGAAUUCCCUUUUAAAGGUAUUUGUCGUUCAAACCCCCCCCCCCCCCAUUAUACAGGGUGGGGCAGCAAUUUUAGGGACAAGUGGAAAAUGUUCACUACGAUUAUGCAAAAAGAUGUGAUCAAAAUGACUCAAUUACCUUACGCCCAAUAAAAUGGAAUUAAAUAGUAUAAUUUAACCACUUAUGACACACGGUGUGGGGGGCAUACCAAAAAUCUUGUACUGAGCAUCUAUGGGAAAAAUAACUUAAGAGUCCGAUCAUUGCGCUGCUCUGUGUGGUAAUGUUUGACCACUUAAUACGUUUCCAUUUUGACUGCAUGAUCGCGAUGAGAACACUAGAGGAACGUUAUAGCGACAUAAACCAUUAUAACAUUAUUCCGCUGUUAUUCUAAAGAAAAAUUGUCGCAUGUUGAAGGUAUAGUUAUGGUCACUUCCUGGUUCACGUAUUCUACAUUUGCAACGGCUUCAAAACCCGGAUUUGUGUUUGGUGCGGGUUCAUUUGGAUGUCUAUGUGCAUAUCCCAGGUAAAAUGGCACCUGGAUUGUUUGGUGUUCCAUCUUGUGAGCAUUCCUGUCCAAAUGUGUCAAUUGUUUUUGCAAAGCACUUGUCUUUUUUUUUGUCUCUGCAGAUUGUUGGUAGGUAUGAUCCACCACUUGUGUGAUUUGCCAUCUUAUUGAUACGUGACUACUUCCUAGCUACUGUUUCCAUACAGCUGCGGUGACCUUAUUUUUUCCACUUUUGCAAUUUUUAUUAUUAUUUUUUUUUUGUACAUUGGUUUGUGCUUCUUUGUCGCAGUGAUUAAACUGCUCUCAGAAGAUGUUGCUUGUCUUCUUAUCAGG
Syngnathoides biaculeatus (alligator pipefish) is the source of this 2652-nucleotide messenger RNA. RefSeq lists its product as uncharacterized. Bases 429 to 1112 code for a protein of 227 amino acids. NCBI's taxonomy places the organism in Eukaryota, Metazoa, Chordata, Actinopteri, Syngnathiformes, Syngnathidae. The transcript has 3 exons. The record is from RefSeq and is a predicted model, not a curated record.